Molecule: messenger RNA, 732 nt
Organism: Chaetomium globosum CBS 148.51
Lineage: Eukaryota; Fungi; Ascomycota; Sordariomycetes; Sordariales; Chaetomiaceae
Exons: 1
Coding region: 1-732 (243 amino acids)
Source: RefSeq, a predicted model, not a curated record
AUGGUCAAGUGGGAUGACCUCAAGAGCCUCGCGACCCGCAAGCAAGACCCGCCAAGUACCCUGCAGUCCCACCAGCUCGUGCUAAACCAGCUGCUUGAUCUCUUCGUGAAGGGGGCUGAUGGCACAUACAAUAAGAAGGCCGACUUCGACUACCUUGCCUACGUUCUCGCCGACCUCUCUAAGCACCCAGAGAUACGGCAGUUCUUCGUCAAUAAGCAAGAGUACGACGGCGUAGUCCCCAUCAACAAGAUCAAGGUCUUCACAGAACAUAAGUCGGAUAUUCGGAGGAAAGGCGUGGCGAGCACCAUCAAGAACGCGGCGUUUGAUGUGCCAGCACACCCUGCGUUCCUCGACGAGGACCAGAUUAAUAUCCUCCCCUAUCUCUUGCUGCCUAUCACCGGAAACGAGCAGUAUGAUGAGGAGGAAAUGAUGGGGAUGCUGCCGGAUCUGCAGUUGCUGCCGCCCGACAAGCAACGAGAUUCAGAUCCCAAGAUUGUUCAGACUCACGUCGAGACACUGACCCUUCUGACAACUACGAGAGAAGGGCGGGAUCUGAUGCGAAGUGUCAACGUUUACCCGAUUAUCCGAGAGACACAUCUCAAGGUCAACGACGAGGACGUUCAAGAAGCGUGUGAGCGGUUGGUCCAGGUAUUAAUGAGAGACGAGGCUGAACCGGGGGCGGAGGGGGAAGCCGAGGACGACGGUGAGGACGACAGGAUAGUUGAAGUUUGA